Molecule: messenger RNA, 510 nt
Organism: Naegleria gruberi
Lineage: Eukaryota; Heterolobosea; Eutetramitea; Acrasida; Naegleriidae
Exons: 2
Coding region: 1-510 (169 amino acids)
Biological process (GO): protein phosphorylation; intracellular signal transduction
Cellular component (GO): cytoplasm; nucleus
Molecular function (GO): ATP binding; MAP kinase activity
Source: RefSeq, a predicted model, not a curated record
AUGAGCGAAGAGAAAAAGUUAGAGCACGUAACCUACAUUGUUGCUGGUAACAAAUUUGAAAUUCCAUCCAGAUAUGAAGUGAAGAAAGUCAUAGGGCAAGGAGCUUACGGAGUCGUUGUUUCUGCUUAUGAUAGAGAGAGAAAACAAGAAGUUGCCAUCAAGAAGAUCUUCAACAUUUUCGAACAUGAUAGAGAAUAUCAAAAGAGAAUUUUGAGAGAAGUUAAAAUCCUCCGUCAUUUGGGAGAAUGUGAAAAUGUUGUUCAAUUGUAUGAUUUGGUUCUUCCACCAUCUUUUGAGGAAUUUAAUGACGUUUAUAUUGUCAUGGAGUUUAUGGAUUCUAAUUUGAGACAAAUGAUUAAAUCUAAUCAAGAAUUAACAGAUCAAAAUAUUCAAUACUUUUUGUACCAUUUACUUAGAGGUUUAAAGACCAUUCACUCUGCUAAUAUUUUGGUAUGUAAUUGUUCUUUUGUACAUAAUUGUGCUGAACCUAAUGCUCCGAUAAUUAUUUAA